Messenger RNA from Prunus dulcis (almond), 1039 nucleotides. RefSeq names its product methyltransferase-like protein 23. NCBI's taxonomy places the organism in Eukaryota, Viridiplantae, Streptophyta, Magnoliopsida, Rosales, Rosaceae. The coding region runs from base 18 to 743 and encodes 241 amino acids. The record is from RefSeq and is a predicted model, not a curated record. Gene Ontology annotation, cellular component: cytoplasm; nucleus. The transcript is spliced from 6 exons.
UCGCAGGUAGCGAAUCUAUGGAACGCAGUGACUCGGCCGAAACCGAAACGGCCGAUACUCUUAUGACGACGGUGUCUCGUCAUCAUUUCGGGGAUGAAAUGGACGAACCGGCCUUCUCCAUCUCUAUAAUCGAGAACAUGAAGGAAGACUAUGGUCUGUUCGUGUGGCCCUGUAGCGUGGUCCUAGCGGAGUAUGUUUGGCAACAGAGAUUGCGCUUUUCCGGAGCCGGCGUGGUAGAGGUGCUUGGUGCUGGAACUUCCUUGCCAGGUUUAGUUGCAGCCAAAGUUGGUGCCGACGUCACUCUCACUGAUGACUCGAGUAGAUUAGAGGUGCUGGACAACAUGAAACGAGUGCUUGACCUUAAUAAACUUGAGUGCAAUUUCUGUUUUCAGGUAAUGGGAUUGACAUGGGGAGUUUGGGAUGCAUCUACAUUCAGUUUACAUCCAAAAUUUAUUCUUGGGGCUGAUGUGUUAUAUGAUGCUAGUGCGUUUGAUGACCUCUUUGCCACUGUUACAUUCCUGCUCCAAAGUUCUCCGGGGUCAGUGUUCAUAACAACUUACCAUAAUCGGAGUGGACAUCAUUUGAUUGAGUUUUUGAUGGUCAAAUGGGGGUUGAAGUGUGUGAAGCUUCUUGAUGCCUUUUCAUUUAUGCCAUCCAACAAGGCAUCCAGGCUAAGCGGCAACCUUCAUUUGGCAGAGAUUGUUCUGGAUAGUCAAUGGGCUGAGAUACCGGUUUUGCAUUAGCAGUGUGGGAAUGCAGUAAUGCCGCCACUCGGACUUGCAUUAAGACCGCUUGUUACUGUUCGAACUCUGCUGCAGCAAGUUCAGUAGUCCAGUUGAUUGAGCGCACUGUAAUGGAGGACAUCAUUUGUUCAUCUUUAUUAAGAGUUAUGUCAACAUAGACAGAUUUCAAGUUUCACAAAAGAAAGUAUUGUUUCCCUUCAAACCAAUAUUUAUAAUAGCUUUGUAUUUAUAACAGCUUUUGUUGUAACAAGAUCCUUACGAACAUUAUGAAUUACAGCAGACAAACAAUUUCUCUC